AUGGGUCAAGGGUUCUCUGUCACAACGCCCUCUGCUGGCGCUGCCGGUAUCGAUGUUCCUGAGCUAGCAGAUCUUGCGUACGAAAAGGCAAUAGGGUCGGCCCGCUUCAUGAAGAGCAUCCGCGCCCGUCAUCACGAUGGAGUUGUUCUGGUCAAAGUAUUCGUCAAGCCAUACGCGCCUAUGCCGCUUGAUGAGUAUAGGCAGAAGAUCAUUUAUGAGCGAAAGGCACUUGCUGAAAUCCCCAACGCUCUGGGCUACCAGCGGAUCGUCGAGACCGAGACCAACGGAUACCUUGUCCGACAAUACCUAUAUAACUCUCUCUACGACCGUCUGAGCACACGACCAUUUCUCGAGGACAUAGAGAGGAAAUGGCUGUCGUUUCAGCUCCUCUGCGCCCUGCGCGACUGUCAUGCGAAGGACAUAUACCAUGGCGACAUCAAGGCCGAGAACACACUUGUGACCUCGUGGAACUGGCUGUAUCUCUCCGACUUCUCAUCGUCCUUCAAACCCGUGACGCUGCCCGACGACAACCCGACCGACUUCUCCUACUUCUUCGAUACGUCCAGUCGGCGGACAUGUUACAUUGCCCCCGAGAGAUUUGUUGCGCCGGGCGAGGACGCGGACCGGAAUACCCAGCUGACCUGGGCCAUGGACAUCUUCAGCGCCGGUUGUGUCAUUGCAGAGCUGUUCCUCGAGGCGCCCAUCUUCAGCCUUAGCCAGCUGUACAAGUAUCGCAAGGGUGAAUAUGACCCCGAGAUAGCCCAGCUGAGCCGCAUCCCAGACAGAGAUAUCCGCGAGCUCGUCUCGUCAAUGAUCCAGCUGGACCCGCAGAAGAGAUACUCGGCUGAGCAGUACCUGGAGUUCUGGAGAGGGAAGGCCUUCCCAGAUUAUUUCUACACUUUCCUGCAUCAGUACAUGGGCGUGAUCACGGAUCCUUACUCUGGCCAGUAUUCCGUCUCGGGCGCAACAAGUAAUCUCGGAGAGGCCGACGAACGUAUCGACCGGAUUUUCUACGACUUUGACAAGAUCUCCUACUUUCUCGGAUACGAGAAUCAUCAGAAUGAAUCUCGAGACCCAGAGACAGCACGACUCGCACCCAGACUUGGCCUCGGCCACUUCCCUGUCUGGUUGAACAUCCCAAACAAUGAGCACGCCGUCUCAUGCGAAGCUCAACAGGCUGCGGAUGACGGGACCCUGAUCUUCCUGACCCUGGUGGUCUCGUCUCUGCGAAACACAGCGCGCGCAUCGUCUAAAGUUCGGGCGUGCGAUAUACUGCUGGCAUUCGCAGAACGACUGACGGACGAGGCGAAACUGGACCGAGUCUUGCCCUACCUAAUGACGCUCUUGAGCGACAAGGCCGACAUUGUUGUGAUCACUGCCAUUAGAACGCUGACGCAACUACUGGCCCUUGUGAACUCGGUGAACCCCGUAAACGCACACGUAUUCCUGGAGUACGUCCUACCACGGCUCUCCUUUGCCCUGUAUGGAAGUGCCAGUAGGCCUAGUCCGCUGGUGAGGGCAACAUAUGCGUCUUGUAUCGGCAGUCUGGCAACGACGGCCAAGAAAUUCUUGCAGAUUUCGACUACUCUCAAGGCGGCAGGCGCCAUCACAACUGCGGACCCAGAUGUGGAAUCCGGUAGCCAGCCCAAUGGCAGCUUUGACGGCCUGUUUGACGAGGCGCAGCAAGAACUGAUCAUCUUGUUGGAGCAUCAUACCAAGAAUCUUAUUGAGGACGUCGACCCCCAUGUCCGGAGAGCGUUUCUGAGCUCUGUGCCAGAUCUGUGCCUCUUCUUCGGAACAGCCGAGUCAAACGACAUCAUCCUUACACAUCUCAACACUUAUCUGAACGACCGAGACUGGAUGCUGAAGUGUGCCUUUUUUGAGACUGUCGUUGGCAUAGCUGCCUUCAUGGGUAGCGUCAGCCUCGAAGAGUUCAUAUUGCCACUCAUGAUUCAGGCCCUCACAGACACUGAAGAGAACGUCGUGCAAGGCGCACUGCAUUCUUUAGCCCAGCUGGGCUACCUCGGCCUCCUAUCGAAGACACGAUUAUGGGAACUCGUUGACGUCGUGGCGCGGUUCUCGAUGCAUCCCAACAUCUGGGUGCGAGAGGCAGCAGCGGAAUUCCUCUCCGCUGCUGCAAAAUAUCUCUCUCCUGCAGAUGUCAAAUGCAUCCUCCUCCCAAUGACCUCGAUCUAUUUGAAGACGAUCAUCGUGCCCACAAAUCUCACCACGCUCUGUGUACUUGAUACUCUGAAGAAGCCUUUGUCACGGUCGGUAUUUGACCAGGCGUUGCUAUGGGCAGUGCAAUCUGACAAGGGACUCUUCUGGAAAUCCAUGCGCAACAUGCGGAGGUUGUCAUUUGGCACUCCUGCCGCAGCGAUACCGGGUACAGCAGCGAAAGAUCUGCACCCUCGAAGCCUCAGCAAGGUCUCAAAAAACGAAGAGGACGAGCAAUGGCUGGGGAGGCUACGCAACUUGGGCCUGUCACCUAAUGACGAGUUUAAAUUGCUAGCCUUACGAGAGUUUAUAUGGCGUCUGAGCCAGAUAAAGGCGCGGGAUUCGAAUGCGAACAAUAUGAACGCUGAGCUCAACGACAUCAUCAACCUUCGGACACUUGGUGUGACAGUGCAAACAGUAAUGUUUGAUGAGGAGAUACCGGCCAAAUCUUCGGGGGUAGUCGACGGGGACACGAAUGCACCUCGCACGAUCACGGACGCCCUGAUGGACGCAUCGAUGAGCAUCGAUGAUCCUGUGGGCAAGCGAAAGCGAGCUGCCUUGAACAGCCACAGAAGCCGAUUGAGCAGCCAAAUGAAUGCCUCGCCAACUGCUGACGAUCGCCGGGGCCUUGACGAAGGGGCUUUACUAUCCCUCAAUGGCUCGCCGCAAGGGCCUGAUGGGCAGCCAUUGGGACUCCGGCAUACAUCGAGCGCAAUCAACUUGCUAGGACGAAAAGACAGCAACAAGGCCGUGGCCGAGACAGGCACCACAGACGCAAACGCGACCGGGCGGUUGGAGGGGCUCUUUUCGCCUGCGGCUCCAUCCGGAUUCCCUACCGACGGCCAAGGCGGCGAUAUGAACGCCUCAGGACGGUUGCAAUUGAAUCACAAUUACGCAGGGAACGAUCCUCAUAUCCUGAAGAUGCUGGAUUCUAUGUACACAGACAAUUAUCCGCAUGAUGUCGCCGAAUUUGGCCCGUUGGUAACGCCUAUCACGCGUCGAAAAGCCAGCAGAGCCUCGAGCGGGCAGGCUGGCGAGGGCUGGAAGCCCACUGGAAAACUAGUAGCGACUUUCUCGGAACAUAUUGGCGCCGUCCGUCGCAUUGCAGUGUCUCCAGACCACGUCUUUUUUGUCACUGGCGGGGAUGACGGCGCAGUCAAAGUAUGGGAUACCACAAGGCUGGAGCGCAACAUUGCCCACAGGUCCCGCCAGACACAUCGACACGCCCCUGGAGGAAAGGUCACAGCGCUGUGCUUCAUCGAAAAUACGCACUGUUUCAUCAGUUGCGCAAGCGAUGGAAGCGUUCACGUGGUCAAGGUUGAGACUGCGACGACCAGCAGCCAAACACGAUAUGGCAAGCUACGGCUGCUGAGGGAAUACCAGCUCCCAGACGACGGCGAAGAAUUCGCCGUGUGGUGCGAGCAUUACAAGCAAGAAGCCAACUCCAUCAUGAUCAUCGCGACGAAUCGGUCUCGGAUCCUCAGCAUUGAUCUCAGAACUAUGAGCCUGAUGUUCGUGCUAGAGAACCCUGUCCAUCAUGGUACCCCGACGUGCUUCUGCAUCGACAGGAAGAGGAACUGGCUCUGUCUCGGAACUUCACAUGGUGUCCUUGAUCUUUGGGAUCUUCGCUUCAAGAUGCGCCUCAAGGGCUGGGGUGUGAAGGGGGGAUCUUCCAUUUAUCGACUCGCCAUACAUCCUAUCAAGGGCCGUGGCAAGUGGGUCUGCGUGUCCGGUGGCACUGGUCAGGGUGAAGUCACUGUUUGGGACCUAGAAAAGACGUCAUGUCGAGAGAUCUAUCGCGUUGGUGGCAUCAAGGAGGGCCUCAAGGGCUGGGAACCAUGGGACGUAGAUGAGGACAGACAAGACGGGAUGCUGAAUCGCUUUGCAACGAACAUCGAACCAACGGCGACUGGUAACGCCGACCGCGGCGUCCGAGCUAUGACUGUGGGUAGCAGCUCGCUUGAGGGCAGCGAUCAGCGAGAUGUCAGACAUGCCUACAUCUUGACAGGAGGCUCGGACAAGAAAUUGCGCUUUUGGGAUCUCACUAGGAUUGAGAACUCGGCCGUGUUCAGCGGCCUAAUGCUGGACGAGGGCAAGCCGACAUACUCGGCCAGUCAUCCAACUACCUCCAUGACCUUGAAUACGGAGAGGCUCCCACGGAGCCAGGCAUCAGGAGGGUCGUCUAAUGACGCGGCAGACCGAGCACGCGGAUCUUCUCGGCGAGCCAAUGGUGCUGGCAGAAGCGCCAGGACGAUCCGCACGACGGUCAUCUCUGUGGAACAGCAGCAGCUGUUGAAGUCGCAUUUGGACUCCAUAAUGGACGUCGCAUUUCUCGAGAGCCCGUAUCCUAUGACCGUGUCGGCGGAUCGGUCAGGUGUUGUUUUUGUGUUUCAGUAA
Cryphonectria parasitica EP155 is the source of this 4614-nucleotide messenger RNA. RefSeq lists its product as uncharacterized. The transcript is spliced from 3 exons. The record is from RefSeq and is a predicted model, not a curated record. Gene Ontology annotation, molecular function: protein binding; ATP binding; protein serine/threonine kinase activity. Lineage: Eukaryota; Fungi; Ascomycota; Sordariomycetes; Diaporthales; Cryphonectriaceae. Bases 1 to 4614 code for a protein of 1537 amino acids. Gene Ontology annotation, biological process: macroautophagy; protein targeting to vacuole; late endosome to vacuole transport. Gene Ontology annotation, cellular component: nucleus-vacuole junction; phosphatidylinositol 3-kinase complex, class III, type I; late endosome.